Molecule: messenger RNA, 1320 nt
Organism: Naumovozyma dairenensis CBS 421
Lineage: Eukaryota; Fungi; Ascomycota; Saccharomycetes; Saccharomycetales; Saccharomycetaceae
Exons: 1
Coding region: 1-1320 (439 amino acids)
Biological process (GO): biosynthetic process; L-aspartate catabolic process
Cellular component (GO): mitochondrion
Molecular function (GO): L-aspartate:2-oxoglutarate transaminase activity; pyridoxal phosphate binding
Source: RefSeq, a predicted model, not a curated record
AUGUUAGUCUAUACGGCAACUUUGAGCUCAAGGUUGAAGCUGAUAGCAAGAAACACAAGACAGCUUUCCAAUUUAUUAGCGUCAGUGCCUCAAGCACCUCAAGAUUUAGAAUUUCAAUUGAAUGAAGAAUUCCAAAAUGAUACCAGAAAAAGAAAAAUAGAUCUUUUUUCUGGAAUAGCCACAGAUUCAUCGAAUGAAGUAAUACUAUUUACUGUUAUCCAAAAGGCUAGACAAAUGUUGGCUAAAAGAGACAACAAUCCUCCGAAUGAUCUAUCCUAUUUACCAGACCGUGUCACGACAGAUCUGAAAAUUGGAAUAAUAGGUCUCAUCUUUAAAGAUUCUUGCCCAAAUUAUGGACCUGCAUUACUACUAAAAAAGCGUGUUGUAAUAGAACCAACAGAUGGAGUAACAGGUGCACUAGCUACUGCCGCAAAACUACUGACAUUAUCCUCGCUAAGUAACACAGUUUGGAUUCCAGAACCAUCUCCCCCAAAUACCGCCAAUGUAUUCGAGAUCAAUGGCUUUACAAAUAUAAAGUACUAUCCAUAUGCGAAAAAUGGAGAAAUCACUACUAAAGAAUGGCUCGAGACCAUACGUCAAGGAUCAGAUGGAUCACUACAAUGCAUCUUACUGAAUGGGUGUUGUGAUUCGGCAUCUGGAAUUGACCCAACGAGAGAAGAAUGGCACGAGAUUAUUCAAACCGUUUAUGAUUUAAAUAUGGUACCUAUCAUUGACAUGUCAUAUCAAGGAUUGAAAUCAGGAAAUCCUUCAAGCGAUGCUUUAGUGAUACGCACUUGUUUGAAUGCUUCAAAAUUCAAGGAAUGGAGAAAUGGGAUAUUUAUAUGUCAUUCUUUUAAAUAUACAAUGGGCUUAUGGGGAGAUGACGUUGGUUCUCUGACUAUUGUCCUUCCUAAAGAAGUUGCUGGGAAAACAAAAGAGAUUACUGCAAGAAUGAAGGAUAUUGGAAGGUAUCUCCAUCCACUUCCACCGACGCAGUCUUCAAGAUUGGUGAGUUUAAUAUUGUCUGACCCUACUCUGAAAAGGGCAUGGUAUAGUAAUUUGAAAAAUAGAGUUGAAUCCAAUAUAACAAUGAAAAGAAGAUUAUUUCACUGUUUACAUUGGAUUGAUUUACUGGAAACGGAACAUAGACACAAUAUGACUUAUACUCCAGGAUUUAGUGAACAACAGCUUGAAAACUUGAAACGGAAAUAUUCCAUCUACGCCGGGAUUCAUGGGGAGCUCCAAUUGAACUCCUUUAGCAGGUUCCGUACAAUUUGCGAAGCCUUUGAAGAUGUUACUGCUAAAAACAUAAAAAAAUGA